AUGCCCAGGUCAUAUGUUGUAGAAGCAGGAGGACGAAAGUAUCGUCGCAACCGGCGACACAUAAGGAGAGCAACUGACAAUGCCAACAAGGACGCUCGGUGUUCUUUCAGGAGAACUUACGAAGGAGGUCAGGACGAAGAGGAGAUCCAAAGCUCUAUUUUAAAACAUGAAAGUUUGAGGCAAAAAUAUCAACAUUGGAAGACUGUCAUCAGAAACAUUAACACUGCUAUUGGCAAUGUUCCUAUCGGGUCAUACCUGGGUUAUCAGUUUUUUGAUGAAAACAAUGAAGAAAUACAGUUUGUGUUUGAUAGGCGACAAGAAAACAUCAGAAGUGAGAGUGAUGUAUUGAAGUAUGUAAAGCCAUUCCCUAGUUUACCAGUAGGUGCAAUUGACAAUAUUCCCUUUGUGCCUCCUGAAAAUCUUACGCCUGAAGAAGUAAGAGUUUUAUCAUCUAUAACAUUAACUCUUGAGAGGGCUCAGGAACUCUUUGACAAAACUGUAGGACAAUCAUUACUUCCUGAAUGGUUUGAAGCAAGAAAGAAAAGACUAACAGCCUCAAAUGUUGGUGCAGUACUUCACCGUAAGAAAAAACCAACCGAGUCAUUUUUGCAAAGCAUUUUUGAUCCUAAAGACCUGUCAAAUGUAGAGUCAAUAAGGCAUGGGAGACAAAAUGGGCUGAAAGCACAAGCUAUAUAUGCAUGUGAAAUGCAAAAGAAAAACAGAAAAUUCACUGUCUUUGAGGCAGGGCUUGCUGUCAAUCCUUCGCUGCCUUUCCUUGGUGCAACACCAGAUGCAAAAGUAUUUGAUCCAACAGAAAAAUAGCCAUUUGGGCUUCUAGAGAUCAAAUGCCCUUUCACUUGGAGGGACAUGACCUUUGAAGAUGCUUGUCAGGACCCAAAGUUUACCUGUGAGAUUGUUGAUGGAAAGUACUGCUUAAAGAAGAACCAUAAGGCUGGAUACUAUGCACGAGUGCAGGGACAGCUUGCUUUGUCAAAAGCAAGGUGGUGUGAUUUUGAAGUCUAUUUAACAGCAUCUAAAGAAAUGAAUGUACAAAGAGUCUAUUUUGAUGAGGCAUACUGUGAUCAAGUUCUGCCUAAACUGAAAGACUUUUAUUUCAAGCAUGCUAUACAGUUCCUUGUAUGAUAAACUGUUUAGUGUUACACCCUCAGUAAUUACUGUUAUGCAAAUAAUAUUGUGGUUGUGGUACAGAAUGCCUGAAUAGAAGUUAGUCAUUUGARUAAAUGCAGGUGGUUAAAACUUGCAAGGAAUAAUAUACAGCUGAUAAAGUGUUUCAAGACAAUGUUCAAAGUUUUAAAAGUUUUAUUUCAAACAUGGGGUUUACACCUUGAUAACUAUUACGACCUAUUUAAACCACAUUCCAUUCCCUGUAAUAGUUCAUCAUUCCCUUAGUUAAGGAACUUGUCAUAUCAGUGUGUUGUAGGCUCCACUUUUGCUUCAUUGUAUAACAACAGGAUGGCAGGUAUUAGACUGCUACUCUAAAAUAGGGUCCAUGAAGUUACUUAUUACACAGCAGACUGUCCAAAGUUGGUUAACAGUACCAAGUAAGGAUAUAGGUAAUGGCUUUGAAAAAAUCCCAAACCUCCUGACUUUUCCUAUGGCUCUUCCUACAUGUAUUCUAUGUUGAGCAAUUGUUUGAGUUUUUAAUACAUCUGACUCUUGAAACUGAGCUUCUGAGCCCAAAAAUGGUGGUAUMUUUAAUUGCAAACCAAUACCCUUUAAUUCACUCUCUAUGUCAAAACCUUUAUCAGCCAUUAUGGAGUCAUUAGGUAAUAUUUCCCUAAGUGAUAACUUCCUUUCUAGAAUAUUCAAAAACCCAGACCUUGUUACUAUUUGCUUGUCAGAURUAGACCCAGUAUAUAGCUGUGAUAUAAAAAUAAACCCUCCUUUGGCAUCAACUCC
Messenger RNA from Actinia tenebrosa (Australian red waratah sea anemone), 1920 nucleotides. RefSeq lists its product as uncharacterized. Gene Ontology annotation, molecular function: zinc ion binding. The record is from RefSeq and is a predicted model, not a curated record. NCBI's taxonomy places the organism in Eukaryota, Metazoa, Cnidaria, Anthozoa, Actiniaria, Actiniidae.